Molecule: messenger RNA, 3267 nt
Organism: Macrosteles quadrilineatus (aster leafhopper)
Lineage: Eukaryota; Metazoa; Arthropoda; Insecta; Hemiptera; Cicadellidae
Product: NECAP-like protein CG9132
Exons: 4
Coding region: 134-859 (241 amino acids)
Biological process (GO): endocytosis
Cellular component (GO): membrane; clathrin vesicle coat
Source: RefSeq, a predicted model, not a curated record
GUUCUUGUCACUGUCACUUGUCAGUGAGUUGAUCAGUCAGCAGAGUGAGUCGACAGUCGAUGUCAAAUUUCAAUUGAGAUUUCCUGGACUUGCCAUUUCAGAUUUAUUUAAUAUUAUAAACAUUCGUUGAAGAAUGGAUGCAUACGAAAGUGUUCUCUUAGUAAAAAAUGAAGUUUUUGUUUUUAAACUCCCACCUAGGGCCACCAACAGAGCGUACAGAGCUGCUGACUGGAAUUUAGCUGAGCCUCAGUGGACAGGAAGAAUGCGUUUGGUAACAAAAGGCACAGAUUGCAUAUUGAAACUGGAAGAUAAGACUUCUGGAGAGUUAUUUGCAAAGUGCCCAAUAGACAAGUAUCCAGGCCUUGCAGUUGAAGCAGUAUCAGACUCGUCGCGCUACUUCGUUCUUCGCAUUGUGGAUGACAAUAAUGGUCGAACUGCAUUUAUUGGGGUUGGGUUUUCUGACAGAUCUGACAGUUUUGACCUGAAUGUUGCCCUUCAAGAUCACUUUAAAUGGGUCAAGAAAGAAGAAGAAAUUGAGAAAGAAAAAGAAACGCCAAAACCCGAACUAGAUUUGCGUUUUAAGGAAGGAGAGACGAUAAAAAUCAAUAUGAAGAUUACCAAAAAGGACGGGAGUGAAGUAUCCAGCAAACCAAAGACACGGCCGACAUCAGCUGGUAUAUUGCCGCCUCCCCCAGGAGGGGUUAAGAUUGCUCCACCUCCCGCACCCUCCGUCAACUCUUCCCCCUGUCACCAACCUGCCUCGGCCAAACCUGAGUCUUGGGGCGAAUUCGCCAGCGCCGGCAAUUCAACAUCAGCGGCUCCAGUUACACCAAGCAACCCCAGUUGGGUGCAGUUCUAAACCUCAUUUAGCCUACCAGCCCCAUAUUGUAGAUAUGUUGGCGCUAUCUUGUUGUAUAAUAUGUAUUGAAAUGUUAAAAGUUUAUCAUUACAUAGUGGAGAAUCGCAUUAAGUGUAUGUAGCAUAUUAGAAAUCGUGUAUGAUGAGGAUUUCUAGAUAUCUACUUACUAUCAUAUUAAAAGCUUUGUCAUGUUUUGUUGAUUUUUUAUAACUGUAAUCCAUAGAUAUUUUGAAGAGUUACUAUUUUAGUUUUAAUUAGGCUUCUUUUUAUAACGUCUAUUUGGUUUUUAAGCGCGUGUUGGUGAUUGGUCUUAAGAUUUUAAAAGGUGUAAUCAAGAUUUAAGUAUUUUUAUUUUUUAUAUAAAAUAUUAUUUUAUUCACUAGAGGAAAUACUUUUUGAUUUUUUCCUGAUAUGAAAUGAUAUGAGUAUUAUCUUAAGUUCCGUGCAUUGGUAGUAUCAUGGGUUAGUAGUAGGGUUAAUGAUUUCAAAAUCAAUGGAAACAUUACCUUUCCUGACACAAAAUCAUGUGUGUAACGUGAAAAGCCUUAUAGGAUUUUUAGAAACCGUACAAUUUUGUUUUCCAUUAAAUUUAAUUUUACCAAAUUUUAUCGUGAUCUCUUUUUGGAUUUUGCACUUGAAUUUCAUCAUUCCAUGUUGUAGCAAUAGGGAUUAUUUUACUAAUACUUAGGGAUUAAAUUACUGAUUUCAUAUUUACUAAGUUAAUAUGAAAGAUGUAUCUUUUGUUUUGUAGGCCUACUUAAUGUGUGGAGUAAAAUUUUAACUGUGUAUUUUUUCCGUUUGGAUUAUCCCUGAUGUUUAAGAGUGAAUAAACUAUGCUUAAAGUAAUCAAUGCUUUGUUAUUUGUUGUACAAGUUUUUAUCAAUCAUACAAAAUAUUACUUAAAUCUUUACUUACGUAGAUAUUGGUGUACAAAAAAUUAAAUUUACAAGCUGGCACACUAAAUAUGAUGUAAUUUAGAAUACCUGAAUGCAAUAUAUGUAUUUUUCAACUUAAAAAAGCUUAAGGAAUACCAUACUUUUAAUAUUUAGUUUAUUUGCGGGAAUCAAUUGUUCUUUUUAGCUUAUAUGCAUAUCAAUUUUGCUAUUAUGGUGUUUGAAAUGAAGAAGUUUUUUAUUCAUUGCUAUGUUAUUCCGGUUUUAAUACUAUAAUAUAUAAUUUUAUACUCCUGUUACAUGUUAAUAACUUCAAGAGAAAUAUAUUGUUCCUUGUUUUAGGGUUUAAAAAUACACACAGCAUUGCAUGGCGCUAAUUUUUUACGAUUAGCUGUCUGUGUUUUACCCUUAUUGUUUUACAUAAUGUUGAACGUUUUGUACAUAAAAAUGAAAUCUCAUAUGAUCAUAGUUAAAAACUAUAUUAUUGUUAUUAUAUUUUGUAUUACUGUGCACUUUUUGUAGAUAAGGUGAACUCCUAAGUUUAAAAAGAUUAAAUUUGUUGCGUUUGUUUACAAAGUCAAGAGAUGAAAAGUAUAUUUUUUAUAUUCAAAAGAAGCUACGUAAAUGAUUGGGUACAGCAUUCUAGGUUACUUAUUUUUCUCUAAACAAAAUAUUAUUUGUAUUGUAUAAAGAUUAUUCACUACAUUUUUGUGUUAUAAGUUUUGUCUAUAAAUUGAACAGAGUACCUAUAAAAUAUUAUAUUUAGGCCUAGUGUUUAUGUUAUCAUAUAAGUUCUACUGUCUAGCAUGUACAAUGAUCCGAAUAUUGUGUAAAGCUAAAAACCAGUACAAAUUCAAUCUAAUUGCAUGAGUUGAGAAGCUCUUAAAUAUAGGCCUACUGUCGGGGAAAAAAGUUUGGACACUCGAGUUUGGAGCUCUACAGAAAAGUAACCAAACUAACUUAGAAAAACACGUAGUAUAUAUAAAUUUUCGUUGUUUCAAUCUAAAUGAGCUAAAAAAAAUUUGUUUUCACAGGAAUACGUAGAAUGAAACAACAAAAAUUUAUAUAUACUACGUGUUUUUCUAAGUUAGUUUGGUUACUUUUCUGUAGAGCUCCAAACUCAAGUGUCUAAACUUUUUCCCCCAACAGUAAUCAUACUUCUGAAUUUGGUUUAAAAUCGUUAUAGAAGAAAAGCUUCAUCUCCUUAAAAAUAUUGAUGGUGUUGUAUGACAAGUAGAUUCCAAAAGAUUUAGAUUCCAGUAUAAAAUAUUUACAUAGCUAAUAGGGUUAAAGUAAUGCAGUUAUAAGAAAUGUGACUAUUUAUUACGUGUACAAAUAAUCUAUAGUUAGAAAAAUAUUUAGUUUAUGUUGUACUUACUCUCACUAAUGGUACUCUUGACACAAAACUUAGCCACUGUAUGAAACGUGUUUGAAUUGAUGAUAGUUUGACAGAUUCUUGCAUAGACCACUUCAAUAUGGCUAAAUUCGUAGGCCUAAAUAUAUAAUUCAAAAUGA